CAUUCAAAGUGGAUUUUGACAGUUGGCUUUUAGGCCGUAAUCAUAUGUUUGUCGAGAAUACCUUUUCGAAUCGAUAAUCGGGACUCAGCUACUAUAUUUUUAAAACUUGUGAUACUGAAUAAAAUGCAUUCCAAAUCGAUCAAACCGAAAGACUCCUCAUUGGUUUCCUAUUACAUUCUGUGCUUUCUGCGAGUAGUGCUAGUGUUUGUUCCGCAGGUUGGCUACAUCCAUCCGGAUGAGUUUUUCCAAUCGGUAGAAAUCAUUGCCGGAGAUGAAUACGGUCUGGAGGUAACCCGAACUUGGGAGUUCAAUAGUACCUUCCCGAUCCGAUCGAUAGCAAUACCUUAUUUUGGACUGAAGCUUCCGUUCAGCGUACUUCGGUUUAUUUCAAUGUACAGCAAGUACUAUUUGGAUGUGAACCUCAGAGGAAGUUACGUUAUACUGGUGUUUCCGCGACUUUUGAUGGUUAUUCUUUCCUUUGUCAAUGAUUGGAGUCUUCGAAAAAUAUGCGCUGCCUAUGGAUUACAGAGUCAGUUUCGACUUCUCACGCUGGCUAGUUCCUACGUAUUGUUGGUUUAUUCCACAAGAACAUUCACGAAUUCAGUUGAAAUGGCUAUUUGUUCAAUGUUGCUGUACAUAGUCAGUGAUUGCAUGAUACAUUCCAAUACGGUAAUUUACCAGCGGGAGUUUUUGGAGGAAAAGUACCUAAAGGCAAGAAAUUACGUGGAGAAAGUGAAACUAUACAAACUGAAAAUGUCUCUUCCAUCGCAUUCACUUAACAAAUGUGUUCUAAUGGCGACCCUCUGCGUGGCAGGAGUUUUCAACCGACCUACGUUCUUUCUGUUCGGCACGCCACUGGUAUUUCACUGGCUGCUGCGAGGGAUGGGCACAAAGAUGGUUUCUUUUGCCGAUUUCAAUGUGAGGAUUGUCGUCUUCGUACUCUCGUCAGUUCCGGCAUUGGUGUUCUUCAUCGUGGUGGAUUCUCUGUACUAUGGAUAUCUAACACCAGCUGAGCUUGAACAGUUAGACGUUGGUAUUGACAAUUUUGUUGUGACACCGCUGAACUUCAUACGGUACAAUAUCAAUCCGGAGAAUACGAAACAGCACGGGGUACAUCCAUACUAUUUGCAUCUACUGGUGAACAUCCCUAUUCUGUUUAACGUCCUGGGAGUGAUUGCAGUGCUAUCCUUUGCGGUGAUGGUGUACAGAUUUGCAUCUAACGAACUGACCAAUUUGCCUCGAGCCCAGUCCUUCGUGGGAUUGAUGCUGUCAGCCAUCUUUUUUCCCAUUUUUAUGCUUUCCUUUAUCAACCACCAGGAGCCACGUUUCCUACUGCCAAUCACACUUCCGCUGAUCCUUCUGCAUGCUCCGAAACUCAAGACCGGUGUCUGUAGUUCCUACCCUUUCAAAGUGCGUUCGUACUUGAGGGAUUUCCUCUACAACUACGUUCUAAGCACCAGAGCCAGUUCACGAUACUUGUUCCAGGUGUGGUAUUCGGUUAAUCUCGCCUUGACGCUGUUCUAUGGUUUCAUCCACCAGGGUGGAGUGUACCAGCUGGCAGCUCAUCUGAGCCGUCAAAUGGAUAUUCGUUCUACAGCAACUCACAUCCAUCUCGUUACCAGUCAUAUUUACAGCAUGCCACAAUGCUUCCUAGAUAUACCAAGCACACAAACUUUGCUAGUCAACCCGGAAAAUGGACAAAAGUACCGCCGAGGAAAGCAGUUUUUUCUGUACGAGUACGGCAGUAUGGAAUUACCACAUCUCUACCGCAAGCUUAAACUAAUUCUGGAUAUUAACGAAAUGAAAGCCAUCAGUAAUAAUCAAAAAUACUUACUAUACCUUGCCAUCCCCUCCAGUUUGGCCGAGGAAUUGAACGAUGUGUUCCAUAACCGCACAACCGCCCUUAUAAAGCAUACUCAGAUUACUGUUUUCUAUCCGCACCUGUCCGUGGAAGCUCCACCCAAACUGCUGGGUCAACAUCUGUGCGGUAUCAACACCGACCCGGACGAGAUGCAGGAUACCUGUCCCAUCUACGCCUUCGAGGAUGAACGAAAUCCGUAUUCGGUGACACGAAUCUUGAAACAAUUCUCAGCACUGGUGCACCAGUUCGGAUUGGUGCUCUAUCGCAUCGAUGUUCGGAAAAGAAUCAAAUAACAGGGAAUGGUGCAUACCGAACUUACCCGUAUGACUAUCUGGAUGGUCGCGAGUUAUGCCAGAAAAAGCUA
Topomyia yanbarensis is the source of this 2225-nucleotide messenger RNA. RefSeq names its product GPI mannosyltransferase 4 (gene PIG-Z). The record is from RefSeq and is a predicted model, not a curated record. The transcript is spliced from 3 exons. Gene Ontology annotation, cellular component: endoplasmic reticulum membrane. Lineage: Eukaryota; Metazoa; Arthropoda; Insecta; Diptera; Culicidae. Gene Ontology annotation, biological process: GPI anchor biosynthetic process. Bases 124 to 2154 code for a protein of 676 amino acids. Gene Ontology annotation, molecular function: alpha-1,2-mannosyltransferase activity.